AUGAUCAUUGGACGAGGCCUUCUGGGCGGCAUUGCCACCGAUCUAGAAGACGGAACCAAGCACCUGCUUACAGCUGCACUUCCCGGCAUUGUUGUACCACCGACAACAACGGCCAGUGCGAGCUCCGUUUUCGAGAGCGCCGCAUCCGAGAGCACCAAUCCCACGAGCACCUCCAAGGCGAGCCGGAUCACAGCCAGCGCUGACGGCGGCCUCACCAACAAUGCUGGCAAUGGCAAGGGAAAGGGCAACGGGGCAAACACAACCACUUCAGAAGCUGCUAGCACCGAGAGCAUCUCAAGCCAAUCAGCACCAACAUCAUCCGAUGCCAUGACAACAACAUCCACGUCUGCUUCUACGAACGCCGCUGCCACCACAUCUCCUACCACGUCUUCUACUACAUCUUCUACGACGUCUUCUGUCGCCUCUCCUUUCGCCUCUUCCAGCAACACUUCCGCCCACUCUUCUGCCGUCUCUUCUUCUGUCUCUUCGGUCACCUCCUCUGCCACCUCUACAGCUGCCUCUACAACUACCUUUUCUACUUCUACAAUCGCAAGCUCCAGCACGACACUGUUGACAUCCGCCAGCGCAGAACCAGCGUCGACAAGUCCCGCGUCGUCUGCCAGCGCCACGUCCACGUUCGCAACUAUUGUCACUCGCAAGCCGGCCGUCGCCGCCACCACGGCCUCGCCCAUUCUCUCCCCCGCAACUGCCGUGUCUUCCAUCGUCGCCACCAUCUCGGCCGCUACCACAUCGCUAGCGGCCGAGGCUGAGACCAUAGAAGCCAAGGCCAAAACUAGCAGCGGCGGCGGCGGUGGCAUGUCCAAGUCCAUUUUGGCCGUAGUCAUCACCGUGCCCAUUGUAGUGGUAGCAUUGGCGGUCAUUGGCUUCAUGCUGUUCCGGCAGCGCGCCGGCCGCGGUUGGCGCAAGAGGAACACGAGGGCGUACGAUGAGGAGUUUGAGAGCUUGAAGAAGAAGCACAAUGAAAAGUUCAGCGUCACGCAAAACUACUAA
Molecule: messenger RNA, 1011 nt
Organism: Grosmannia clavigera kw1407
Lineage: Eukaryota; Fungi; Ascomycota; Sordariomycetes; Ophiostomatales; Ophiostomataceae
Exons: 2
Coding region: 1-1011 (336 amino acids)
Source: RefSeq, a predicted model, not a curated record